AAAACCAGCUUCUGUUACUAUCUUCGUCUUCUCCUCUUGCUACUCCAUAAAAUCAACUCAGAAUCAUUUUCCUUCAGUUUCGACUUUUUCGAGCCAGGAUUACCUGUAGCUUUAGUCGGUGACGCGAUUUCAUACGGCGGGGCUAUCCUCCUCACAAGAAGAGAUCAGGUCGGAGGGGAAGUCGUCAUCCGCAAAAACAGCGUCGGCCGAGCAGUGUACUUCACACCAAUCCACCUAUGGGAUAGAUACACCGGAAAUGUUGCAGACUUCACCACCGAGUUCACGUUCGUCGUGGAUUCCGGCGGACCACUUCUUCACGGCGACGGCUUGGUCUUCUUCAUAUCGCCGGUGGAAUCCGCCCUUCACAUCCCUGUAAAUUCAUCCGGUGGCUAUCUUGGAUUGUUCAAUCCUGAAAAUGCCUUCAACCCCAACCGCAAUCGAGUCGUGGCCGUUGAACUCGACAGCUUCGGAAACGAGUGGGACCCUGUUCAGGAAUCUCUAGCUGCUCACGUAGGAAUCGAUGUCAACUCUCUUAGGUCGGUGAAAACUGCAGAUUGGCCAAUCAACAGCGUACCACGAGGUUCUUUGGGGAAGGCACGUAUUUCAUAUGACUCUAAGACUAAAGAACUCAGUGUGACCAUAAUUUACGAUGGUACUAAGCAGGGUAGGGUAGUUUCACUAUCGCAAAUUGUUGACUUGAAGAGCGUUCUACCAGAAUGGGUUAGAAUUGGAUUCUCUGCGGCCACUGGCGAUUUGGUUGAGUCCCAUGAUAUUCUUUCUUGGUCUUUCUCUUCUUCCCUUCGACAAGAAAAAAGCACUUGAAGAAGACGAUCAUGCCACUGGUUCUCCGUGAAAUCUAAACUUCGUAUUUGUAUGUUUCCUGAAUAAUAUCAGCAAGGCACUAAGCUUGGUGUUUUGAUGGAAUCACGUCUAGUUGUCUUUCUUAUCAUUUAAAUCUUGGUGUAUGUUUGUACGCUCUGAAUUUUUCGUCGUUACAUUAACAAAGUAAUUUUUUGUUGUGAUCAAUCUGUUUGUUCAUGCUAUCUCUUGCCAAAAU
This is a messenger RNA of Prosopis cineraria, 1057 nucleotides long. RefSeq names its product lectin 10-like. NCBI's taxonomy places the organism in Eukaryota, Viridiplantae, Streptophyta, Magnoliopsida, Fabales, Fabaceae. Gene Ontology annotation, molecular function: carbohydrate binding. The record is from RefSeq and is a predicted model, not a curated record.